AUGGAAACGAUUGCAGAUCAUUUCUUUCUCGUAGGGUUGUCGAAAAAAACGUUCAGUGAUGUAGUGACAUUGCCAGAAACUGAAGAUGAUGUCUCCGAACAUAGCAAUUGUUUAGCAGCGAAUUUGGCAAAGAACACUUCAACGAAAGGGGCAUCGGGUAUACCACAAUUAUUGUCCAUUAACAAAGAUCAGAACCAGCCAGGAAGCCUUUUCGUCUCUUCGUCUAUUACCGGAUCGCCGAAGCGAGCUGCAUCAAGUUGGGCUUCCUCUCCAAAGGCACCAGAUCCUACAUCAAGAAAAAAGGACGGGUUUUCUGCAUCUAAUUCAAGCCUUAUUCGUCCCAGUGUUAGCUCUAUCACUCAUAAACGACCACAAAAUAUACCUACUCCAAAUAUAUCUGAUUUAGAUAAGGAACCUCUACAAAAUCGCGUCAGUAUAGGCACUACCUAUACACUGUCUGAAGUAUAUCAGUCUUACGUUGCCUAUCCGGAAAGUGUUCCUUUAUCUCCCUCGUUACACCCCUUGGAAAAAAGUUUUCCUCCUUCUUUAUUGCUCAGAUAUCCGACCACUAAAGAUUUAGACAAAGAAAGUGCAAAAAGCUCUCGUUGUGAAUUUCCCAACUAUGUGCCAAUGUUUGUGUUUCCUAAUGACAUAGCUAUCAAGCAGUCCUGCACGCGUCCUACCUCAACAUACCACUCCUUUGCUUUGACAAGCGAGGAUAAUUCUAGGAUUUAUGGAGUUUGUAUGGUUGUUUGGGUAAAAAUGUCUUUGGAGAUGCAAUCAGAGUUGCUGAAGGCUUGUGAUGUUUGGCGAAAUCACUACGCGUCCCCCGAGGAUCUAGAAGUAGUUGAUUCUUUGCUAUUUAAGCUAGAUGCAGAAAAAAAACGUCUUUCUCAGUUACUUGAGAUGGCGCAAAGCACUGAGCAAACCCACUUUUCACGUGCGCAUUUAUCAGAUCAAAUGGCUAUUUGCGAAGAAAAUAUACAUCUAUACAAAGAGAUGUUACGUCCUAUGAAAAAUAUACUUUUUGGAUUAACUGACGUAUUCACUGAAGGUCAGCACAUCUGGUUGCCGAAAUCAUACGGCGUUCUGACCAGAUGUCCUUAUUUGCAAUCUUUCUGCCGCGAUUGGCUUCGAAUUAUAUGUUCGCCUCUUCUUGUAGAUGAUCUUGAUUACAUUCCUCCCUUUGACAUUGACUUCUUACGAAAUAUGUCUAUUGAGGCUUAUAUAAAGAACAUAUGCUAUGAAAUUCCAUUACCACCUAGAGGCCUUUCUCAGACUCGCGUUGAAGUUGGACCUCUCCGACUUUGUGUUUUUCGUAGCCCGUUGAAUGAAAUUCCUGGAUGGUGCGAUGUGGACUUGUAUCCUCUUUUUCGAGCUUUAGACUCGUGGAACAUCUUAACUCUUUUUGAAGCAGCUCUCCUAGAGUCAAAAAUUCUGUUUAUAUCCAAGAGUAUAAGCAUGCUUAGUUAUGCGUCAUUUGCUCUUAUUCAUUUACUUUAUCCACUAGUUUGGCAAGGUCUGUUUAUUCCUGUUUUGCCACGUAGGUUGAUAUCGUGUCUUGAAGCACCUUGCUCAUACAUUAUCGGUAUUUUGAGCGAUGCUAUAUCUUUGAAUAAUUUGCAGUUGGAUAGUGUACCUCUAGUGGUAUGCGACUUGGAUAACAACUGGGUUAAGACAUAUGGCGAGUUGGUCACUUUACCUGCUUCUCUACGGCAUAAACUAUAUGCGAAUUUAAAUACUGCUGCCCCCUUGCACUCUCAAUAUGAUAUUCCUUUCGGUGUUCCAAGAUAUGCAUAUGAAGCGUAUCCUAAUAAAACGGUGCCUUUGAGCACAACAACGAGUUUUCCGUUGCGAGAAAGAUUCCAUAUUCCAUUCUUCCUUUCUCGGCAUCCCUGGGUUAAUAGGAAUUCGUAUGUAAUACCGCCGAUUUUAAAUGGCUUCUUAAGGUUCCAGGAAAACGUUUCAAGUAUUUCUUUUCCGAAACAGCUGGAUGUGUCAAAAUCUUUGCCUAGACUUUCUUCUUAUGGACGCUCAACCUCUGAACACACUCGUCACUUUUCUUCCCCGCCUUUGACUAGAUCUGUUUCUCCUAUGGCGAUUGAAACUAAUAAGUCGUUUUCGUCUGCCACUGAAAGCAGUCGGAGAAAUUCAAUGACAGCAGCUUAUACGUAUUCUGAUGGACAACAUGAAGAGCCCUUUAAGAGAAAUAAAUCGUUUGUGAACAUUCCUCACUUAAACAAUGUCGCCGAGAAAACAAGCAGACAUCUUCUCUAUAAGGAAGGGCACAAACUUCGGUAUGUUUCCAUCGAUUUAUAUACGGUUGGUUCUCUUACCAUCUGUGCUGUUUCUGGUGCUCCCUUAGAACAAACCCAUCUACGGUGUGACAAUUGUGGCUUACAUAUCAACGUUGAGUUUAUUCGGUAUGUAUGUAUGCCUUGUACUCCCGUUUGUUUUAAUGGUCAAUUGGUGUCGACUGUCUUCUUAAAGUUUUUCACUAAAAUACUCGGUCCUUACAGGCAAUUUUUUCAGAAAAAAGAAGAAAAUCACGAACAUGGUCAAAGAAGAUUUGAAUCAUUCAAUUUUAAAAAGUUUGCACGACAUUCAUCCAAGGUCCAUGGAAAUUGGAUCCUCAGUUUUUGUAACACUCAAGCAUUUUCCGAAUUUGUGAGUGAUCGUUCUCAGUGCAAUCGCAAUGAUCCAAACAUUGCAUUAUUCGAUCAGUUACUUUUAUGUGAAAAAAAUAACGGAAAGCCUCGUAUAUUUGGAAAGUCUACGUCCUUCUUACAUGAUAGAAGCUUUGAAAUCCAAAAAUUUGAGAUAGCACCCACACCGGAUAUUUCUUAUGAAAAUAAGUAA
This is a messenger RNA of Schizosaccharomyces cryophilus OY26, 2859 nucleotides long. Its product is annotated as diacylglycerol binding protein. NCBI's taxonomy places the organism in Eukaryota, Fungi, Ascomycota, Schizosaccharomycetes, Schizosaccharomycetales, Schizosaccharomycetaceae. Gene Ontology annotation, biological process: regulation of Rab protein signal transduction. The record is from RefSeq and is a predicted model, not a curated record. Gene Ontology annotation, cellular component: cytoplasmic vesicle. The transcript has a single exon. The coding region runs from base 1 to 2859 and encodes 952 amino acids.